AUGACUCAAGUGAAGCAGAAUACAAUCAAUGAUGUAGCUUCACAAAUCAAGCCACUGCAGAAGAAGAUGUUUCCUAAAGAAGGAUGUCCUCCAGCAUUACUUGAUCGUGGGAGAAAAAUAGCAGAAGAAAGGUUGAUUGUAAUUGUUGGAGGCAUACUUUCAAACAUGGAGCCGCAUACUUGGGAAGAAGUGGCAAGAAGUCUUAGGAAAGAAUCCAAACUUUUGAGAGUUUUGGAUCUCAGGGAAAUCUACUUCGGGUCCUUCUUUCCAAUUGAAGUAGGAUUAUUUGGUCACUUGAGGUACUUGGCGUUGGCCACGGCAUGGUUAACUCCAGAAACACAAUAUAACAUACCACCGUCAAUAGAUAAUCUCUCAAAUCUGGAGACAUUUGUUGUUGAAGGGCGACAUACACAUGUUUUGCUGCCAAAUACUGUGUGGAAUAUGAGAAAGUUGAGGCAUCUAUGUACUACUGGUGAGCUUGCUUGGUUGGAGUUUCCAAAAGAGUGUUGA
Molecule: messenger RNA, 510 nt
Organism: Oldenlandia corymbosa var. corymbosa
Lineage: Eukaryota; Viridiplantae; Streptophyta; Magnoliopsida; Gentianales; Rubiaceae
Source: the annotation of a GenBank genome assembly